AUGUUCCAGUUUUCUAAAGAAUUCAACGGCAGGCGUCGCGCACGCCUUGAGCCUAGUAGCGAUACAACCACUAUCGUUCCCGGCCCUUCCUCGGUCUCCCCUUUCCCCCAACAACCCGGACCCUUUCCCCGUCCCCUCCCCAUUCGCCCCUCAACCCUGUCUCUCCAUCUCACCCACAACCCUGACCCUUCCCCCAUUCCCCAUUCGCCACUCAACCCUGACCCUUCCGCCGUUUCUCCAUUCCCCCCACAACCCUGCCCCUUCCGCACUCAGGGCUUCGUGAACGGCCCUCACGCAUUGGAGGCGGAAGCAGCGGAAGAUAAGAUUUCAGCGCCCGUGUUCCCGCUGUGCCAAACGGAGGGUCCAGAUUUCAUCCCGUGCCUGGAAAACGAGGCUGCGAUCAAGGCACUCAAGUCGACGAGCCACUACGAGCAUCGGGAGCGGCAUUGCCCCGGGAAAGACGGCGUGCUGCGCUGCCUGCUGCCGCUGCCCGAGGGGUACAAGGCGCACGUCAACUGGCCCGAGUCGAGGGACCAGAUAUGGUUCGCCAAUGUGCCGCACACGCAGCUCGCAAACUACAAGGCGGAUCAGAACUGGAUCAAGCCUGAGGGCGAUAGGUUCAUAUUCCCGGGCGGCGGGACACAGUUCAAGUACGGCGUCACUAAGUACAUCACCUGGCUACAGGAGGUCUUCCCAUUCCUGUCCUUCGGCAAGCGCAUCCGAGCCAUGCUGGACAUGGGCUGUGGGGUGGCAAGUUUCGGCGCGUACCUCGACGCCUUCCACACGCGCGUCUUGUCUGUAGCGCCCCGGGACGAGCACGAAGCACAGGUUCAGUUCGCUUUAGAGCGGGGUGUGCCGGCGCUGGUGGGAGUGAUGGGGACGCAGAGGCAACCCCUCCCCUCCAACGUGCUUGAUGCUCUCCACUGCGCCCGCUGCCGCGUGCCAUGGCACGCAGAGGGUGGCAAGCUGCUAUUGGAGGUGAACCGGCUGCUCCGGCCAGGAGGCUACUUCAUCUGGUCGGCAACCCCUGUGUGCAAGGAGUGUGCCGCCAAGGGCACUGAUGACGAAGGGAUUUGGGCAGCCAUGACAAACCUCACAGCCAGCAUGUGCUGGAAGCGCGUGGGUAAGAAGAUCAGCCACGGGUUCGGCAUUGGGGUAGCCGUGUGGCAGAAGCCGACCAGCAACGACUGCUACGCCGCCCGGCCGGCCGGUGAUCUGCCGCCCAUGUGCCCGCUACAGGACAACGCGGAUGCGGCGUGGUACAUCCCCAUGCAGGCAUGUCUGCAUCCAGUGCCGUCCGGGAAGGAGGAGAGGGGCGGCGCGUGGCCGGCGGAGGGUGAAGAGCGGUUGACUGCGGUUCCAGGGUGGUUAGGGAGAGGGAAGGGGAGGAAGAUAAGAGAGGAGGCGGGAGGGGAGGAGAGCGGGAGGGUAAGAGGGGAGGAGGGAGGGGAGGAGAGAGGAGGGGAGGUGGUGGGAGUGUAUGGGCGGCCGGUAGUGAAGGAGUAUCAGCACGAUGUGGGGCAUUGGGAGCGGGUGGUGCGGCACUAUGUGGAUGGGCUUGGGAUCAACUGGGAGGGCGUGCGGAACGUGCUUGAUAUGGACGCACACUAUGGCGGAGGGGAGGUGGUGGGAGUGUAUGGGCGGCCGGUAGUGAAGGAGUAUCAGCACGAUGUGGGGCAUUGGGAGCGGGUGGUGCGGCACUACGUGGAUGGGCUUGGGAUCAACUGGGAGGGCGUGCGGAACGUGCUUGAUAUGGACGCACACUAUGGCGGUGAUUUGCUGCUUCCACACCUUGGGGAGAGAGGGGAGGUGGUGGGGGUGUAUAGGCGGCCAGUAGUGAAGGAGUAUCAGCAUGAUGUGGGGGAUUGGGAGCGGGUGGUGCGGCACUACGUGGAUGGGCUGGGGAUUCGGUGGGAGGGCGUACGGAACGUGCUAGAUAUGGACGCACGCUAUGGCGGUUUCGGUGCUGCUCUAGAAAAGGCUAAGCCUGUGUGGGUGAUGAGCGUGGUCCCUACGACCAGCCCUGACACCCUGCCAGUCGUCUUUGACCGAGGGCUGCUGGGAGUGUACCACGACUGUUUCGGUGCUGCUCUAGAAAAGGCCAAGCCUGUGUGGGUGAUGAGCGUGGUGCCCACAACCAGCCCUGACACCCUGCCAGUCGUCUUCGACCGAGGGCUGCUGGGAGUGUACCAUGACUGGUGCGAGGCGUUCAACACCUAUCCACGGACGUACGACCUCGUGCACUCGGAUCACCAUUUUGGGAAGGCGUUGACUGAAAAGAGGUGCGAGGCAGCAGACAUAGUGGUCGAGAUCGACCGAAUUCUUCGCCCCUUUGGCUACUUGAUAGCCCGCGAGCACGCGCAGCACAUCCCUUUCCUGCAGGCCGUGGUGAAGGGGCUAGGGUGGAGCCAGACGGUGCUGGUGAAGGAAGGGAGGGAGGCGUUCGUGGUGUUUCAGAAGACCAUGUGGCGACCAGAGGGGCAGGCAGAGCAGCAGCAGUAA
Molecule: messenger RNA, 2502 nt
Organism: Closterium sp. NIES-65
Lineage: Eukaryota; Viridiplantae; Streptophyta; Zygnematophyceae; Desmidiales; Closteriaceae
Source: the annotation of a GenBank genome assembly